Molecule: messenger RNA, 5633 nt
Organism: Salvelinus namaycush (lake trout)
Lineage: Eukaryota; Metazoa; Chordata; Actinopteri; Salmoniformes; Salmonidae
Gene: usp40
Product: ubiquitin specific peptidase 40
Exons: 31
Coding region: 573-4409 (1278 amino acids)
Biological process (GO): protein deubiquitination
Cellular component (GO): nucleus; cytosol
Molecular function (GO): cysteine-type deubiquitinase activity; cysteine-type endopeptidase activity
Source: RefSeq, a predicted model, not a curated record
CUUUGGCUUUAGGACAUUAUGGCUGCGCACGGUUCAUCAAUGGUGUUUUUAUUUACGUUUUUUCGUUUUUUCUCUUAUUUAAAACAGAGGAAUGUAGACAGAGUUUGGCUUCGAUUAUAACUUUACAAAAAAGCAUUAGGAGAUUUCUGGAGUUAAAGCUCUAUUUGCGUCAGGAACGCUGAAACACGUUUUGCUUGUUGGCUAACGAGUCAGAUAGCCAGGUAGGAUAGUUGCCUGUCACCGGUCCGAAUUUAGCUGUUGUAAACUCAGUUCACACUAAAUUAACUCGUGUUGUAAGGGCAAUGAUUGUAUAGCUUGUUAGUUAACCGCAACAAUAAUUGCUAUAACUCGAUCACUAUACGGGAACACACUAGUUAUCUAUUCAUAGCUAUGUUUACCCCUGUAAAGUCGUCUUAUUUCAGAGUCAGUCCCACUACUAUCAACAGAGAGCUAGGCAAGACCAAGAUGAGAUAGCAAGAGGAGUUAUUAGUUAGCUAACACAAUUAGACAUUCAAUUCAGUCCCCUGAAGGUGCGUUUCACAGGAAAGAGAGAAACAGACGCAAGCCCAGCCAUGUUUGGGAGUCUUUUCGAGGAAGAGGAGGAGGGAUUUUCUCUGGCUCCCUCAGGAGGUAGAGUUGUAAAGGGGGAAGGGGAGCCACCUCCACCCCGGGGAAGAGUGAAUCUCAGCGGGAUUAAAAACCAGGGAGGGACGUGCUACCUCAACUCCCUGCUCCAGACCCUGCUCUUCACCCCGGAGUUCAGAGAGGAGCUGUUCAGUCUGGGUCCAAAGGAAUUGGGCUGCCUGGAGGACAAAGACAAACCAGAGGCCAAGGUCAGGGUUAUUCCAUUGGAGCUCCAGAGGCUGUUUGCUCGUCUACUCUUGGUGGACCAACAGAGUGCCUCUACUGCUGAUCUCACUGACAGCUUCGGAUGGAACAACAGCGAGGAGAGCAGGCAACAUGAUGUGCAGGAGUUGAACAGGAUUCUGUUCAGUGCCCUAGAGCACUCCCUGGUGGACACCAGCGGUAGUGGGUUCAUCCAGCACCUCUACCAUGGCACCACUGUCAACAGCAUCCUCUGCAAAGAGUGUGGCAACAUCAGCCAGAGACAGGAGGACUUCCUGGACCUGACAGUGUGUGUACGUGGCGUGUGUGGCCUGGAGGGGGCGCUCUGGGACAUGUUUGUGGAAGAGGAGAUGUUUGAAGGCAGUAACCUCUACCGCUGUGGCCAGUGUGACCAACUAGUCACUGCUGCUAAGUCUGCCAAGCUGAGGAAGCUCCCUCCCUUCCUGACAGUGUCUCUGUUGAGGUUUAACUUUGAUUUUGCCAGGUGCGAGCGUUACAAGGAGACUGGUCGCUACACCUUCCCUCUCACCAUCAACCUCAGGCCCUUCUGUGAACAGACUGAAGACGAGGACUCGGAGUACUCCUAUGAACUCUUCUCUGUCAUCAUCCAUAAGGGAGGCUGCUAUGGCGGCCAUUACCACGUCUACAUCAAAGACAUGGACCACCUAGGCUUGUGGGAACCGCCGGAGGAGGAUUCCAAACCCAAGGUUCAGAAGAAGGAAGUGAGAGUGUAUCCUGAGCCGGAGAAAGACGACCCUCUAUCUGUACUCUCCUCCAUAAUAGCCCAGGAGGAGAGCAGGAGCGUGCUGCUGGACCAGCUGGGCCAGAGACUGAUGGACAAGAUCGGUUCUUCCUGGAGCAAGAAGUACAGGAAAUUCCACGGCCCCAUAGGCAAGUUCCUCCAGAACCACAGUGAUGUGUUUGUGUUGGUCAAUAACGGCACUCGGGUGGCCCUGAAAGCCAACCCCCCUAGCCCGGUGACCCAGCCCUCCAGCCCAGCCCACCCAACCCCUGGCCCUAGCUCUACCCCAGACCCAGUCCACAACAACACAGCCAACCCCCAACCAGAACCAGGACUGGAGACGGCACCGGAACCACAGGGCAGCCACUGGUUUGAUCUGAAUGACUCCACAGUGACGUCGAUCCAUGAGAGAGACGUAGAGAAAAUGUACCAGGGAAAGGAGAGUGCCUACAUGCUGUUCUAUAGGAAGACACUGCUACACAGGCCUUCUGGAGCCCUGAGGAAUCCUGGGUAUAAGGUUCCCCCUCACCUCUUGGAGAUGGCUGAAGAGGAGAACAGAAGACUACAACAGAGACGGGAGGAGUUUGAGGCCAGCAAUAACAGUGUUGAGCUGCGUCUCCACCUAGCGCCGCGCUAUAGGUUGGAGAACGGAGCUCUUAAGCCAAUCAGCAUAGAGCAGAAAGAGGCCACCAACCUCACCUUCGACCUCCGCAGGACCGUAGGAGACUUGCGAAUGAUCAUCUACCAGAUGCAGGAUCUCUGGGAGGGGGAUAUGGCUCUGACUGUGGCCAAAUGUCUGCCAGCCGGCCUUCACCUCUACAACACUCUCACAGAUGAUGAGGUGUCUCUCUACAGUGCAGGCAUCUUGACUGGCACUGAUCUGUUUGUGUGGAACGGCAGAGAGGUUUGUGGGGCGACUGUCCAAAUAGGAGCCGAGUGGGAACCAUUGCUGCUGACCGUGGUUCGCCCCUAUCUGGGAGAAGAGGGGGAGGGAGGGGAUGAGGAGGGGGGAGGCGAGGGAGAGGAAGGAGGCGAGGGGCUGUCGAAGGAGUCGAGGGGGUUUGCUGGGAGGGUGACUCUAGGAGAGGUGAGGGAGGCAUUAGGGGAGCCACAGGAGAGCCUCCUGUGUCAGGAGAAGAGGGGAGGAGAGGGAGGAGGGGAAGGAGGUGGGGCCAGCGGGUGGAGGGUAUUCCCUCCUGGAGACAUGCAGAGGACCCUGAAGGAGCUGGCCUUGAAGGAUGGAGACACAUUGCUGGUGCUGGAGCCACAGACACAGGACAGCAGUGUGUUCAGUGUGAGUGGUGAUAUGGUAACCGUGACAACACCAUCAGACUGUCGCUGGCUUCAGGUGGAAUACCGACCAGAGAGAAGAAGAGGAGGAGAGGGGGAGGAAGAGGAGGAGAGGAUGAGGGCAAAGGUCCCUGCCUCUGGAAACAUGCUGCUGUGUGAGGUGAAACAGAGGGCUAUAGCGGAGCUGCAGCUACAGGAGCAGUUAGCAGGUGUGGCAUGCUGUCUGAGGCAGGUGGACCGUACAGGGAAACUCCUGCCCCCAGUGUGUGAGGAGCUGAGUGUCCGUGACGCUGGGGUUAGGCUGAUGACCUCCCUGUCCCUCUGUCCUGGAACGGCCCCCAAAGACACACAGCUGUUCCUGUACUUCAGUGUGGGGACAGCACCCUCCUCUGGCUUGGAGGGGGAAGUCAUUGUAGAGCAGUCCAGCACGGUUAAACAGUGUCUCAAGACAAUGUUGGAGUCAGCAAGACUUGAAGGGAACGGUUGGCAUCUAAGGAGGCUGGACUGGUGUGAGGAGGUGGGAGAGGCUUUGAUGGACGAGGAGGCGUCUCUCUCAGAGCUGAAGAUGAGUCAUGGAGACGCUCUUGUGAUUACUGAGGGACGACUUCCUCCCAAGGGUUUUCUGAAGCUGUCAGUCUGGCUGUAUGUGGAGCCAAGAGCCUAUCCUGUGGUCUCUAUGGAAACAGAGGUCAGCGGCACAGCCGAGGGGUCCACGGAGGGUCAGAGGUUGGAGGUCAUGACUGCAGUGGGCAGGGCCAUGGUGGAGCUGAGGACUGUGGGACAGGUAGAGAUCUCAGAGGAGGCUACACUGGAAGAGCUGAAGACUCAGGUGCUGACUCUGCCGGCGCUGCAGUAUGUGUGUGUGCCCACUCCUGCGUUUCUGCGUGUGUGGCAGCUGGAGGGACAGAGACUGACACGUAUCCUCAGAGGACAACAACACACACUCAGGAAGUUGAAGUUGUGCAGUGGGGUGGAGUUUUGUGUGCAGCAGCUACUGAGAGAAGAGGAUCUUGGUCCUAAGGAGGUGUUGCUGCGUGUCCAGAUGGGGGUGCCAGGGGAGAGGGGUUACUACCCUCCAGAGGACCUGGUCUGGGAUGCUUCUCGAGACCCUUCCCCCAGAUCGCUACGCUCUGCCCUGGCCUCAACAUACGGCCUCUCUCCUGACUCCCUGCUACUGGCCAAGCACCAGCCACACACACACACCUGGGAGACUUUCUCCAACUGGAGCCAGCAGGUGUCCAAACGGAAGAAGAAGAAAAAGGCGGAGUCUCUGCUUGGAGCGCCUUUCCACCUUACAGACGGUGACAUCGUCGGUGUCAAGAACCUGUUGAUUGACAAUAACCGGGACUUUAGCACCCAACAGGAUGAGCAGAGGUUGAGGGAAGAGAAGGAGCAACGCAGGAAAGGAGGGCAGGGUGCGGGGGCUGAAGUUGAGACCAACCAAGGGGUGGGACCAGAGAAGAAGAUGGGGCCAAUCAAGGCCAGGAAGCCAGAGGUGGCCCUGUCAAUCAACGUGGGGGUGUUCAGAUAGCCUCACCUUACACACACACACACACACACACACACACACAAACAAACACAUACAGUACACAUGCGCGCACACACAGACUUUCUCACCGUGGCAUCGCUCAACAUCAUGAACAAUCUUCUGGACAUCUGUUUGUGUGCCAAACAUUUUUGAUAAUGUGUUCACACAGCUUGACCCCCCCCAUAGAUCUGCUAUCUUCUGCUAGUGUAGGUCUUACUGGUUCGCUAUACAGACCUCUGUCUACUCAAUGUUACAAGCUGCAGUCUAACUCUCCCUCCAUCUCUCUGUCACUACAUCUGGAUCCCUUCUCCCCUCUACAUGAGAUCCAAUAGGAACCAGUAUUUCUACAUGAGAUCCAAUAGGAACCAGUAUUUCUACAUGAGAUCCAAUAGGAACCAGUAUUUCUACAUGAGAUCCAAUAGGAACCAGUAUUUCUAAAUGAGUUCCAAUAGGAACCAGUAUUUCUAAAUGAGUUCCAAUAGGAACCAGUUUUUCCACUCAUAGUACUGGGUGUAUUACAUAUAUAUUGGUAUGUAUUUAGAGUAUCUGCUGACUAGUUUGCAAUGGUACACACCACAGAGGUAUAGAUAUGUACCAGUAGAUUAUAGAUAAUAUAUACACCUAUAUUUCUAAUAAGAGUUAGUGGGUUUAUAUCCAUGCCUUAACAUGGACGAGCCACAAUUCAGCUCAGUCCGGAAUAGUCCCCCCUACCUCAUUUCUGUCUCUCUGUUGCGCCCUCUCUCGCUCUACCUUUCUUUCCCUCCUAACUUCAUCUUCGCUUAGUGGUCUCACCCUCUCGCCAUUUUCCUUACAUGGGAAAGAGUCCAAGUGUUUUCUCUGUAUCCCAUCAUGCCUCUGCACCAGAGUUGAUCAUGUUAAUCAUACUAUAAUUAUGUUUGUUUCAUGUGCAUGCAGUGGGUGUGUUUGGAUGGACUUCAGGGAGUUAAAAUAAUUAAUGGAUCAUUUGACUAAUAUGUCAUACGUGACUUUCAGAAAUGACGGUUGGACAAUGAAUGCGAGUGACUUUGUUUUUGGAUUAUGAGAAUAUUUGAUUUCCUAACUAAUCUGAUGUUUUUAUUUUUGCAUUUGCUGUAAGAAUAACUUAAGUGAGUUUUGAGUACUGUAUGACUUCUACUUGUGGUGUGGGUCAGUGCCAAGAAGCAAGGACAGAUAGAUGAAGAGUUUUGUGAUUUGGAUUAAAUACAGAAUAAAACCGAUCAAGAAGCA